AUGGGGUCGGAGAAGCCCAACUUUCUGUCCCAGCCUGUGGUGAAGAACGUCUUCAUGUACCGCAAUGGUGACCCUUUCUACGAGGCUCGAAGGAUUGUUAUUAACCAGAAGAGAGUGUGCACCUUUGAGACUUUGCUGAGAGAAGUGACGGGCGGCAUCCAGGCGCCUUUUGGCGCGGUGAGGAACAUCUACACGCCGCGCGGAGGACACAAGGUGGACUGUUUGGACAGCCUUCACAGCGGGGAGCAGUACGUCGCCGCUGGCCGGGAGAGGUUUAAAAAGUUAGAUUAUUUACAGAUUGGUUCCAGAAAGAAGAGGAUGUUGAAAAAUCUUCCAUUUCAGGUCAAACCACUUCCACCAAAUCGGAUAUCCGUAUCAGCCAGAUUCCUGAAACCAAUUAAGGAGCCAUGUCCAAUCUUCGUGGUGGCAAACGGGGACACUCUGAACCCUGCAAUAAGGCUGCUGAUCCACCAGAGGAUGCUGAGCCAGUUUGAAAGAAUUCUCGAGAUGAUCACAGAGAAGAUGGGUUUGAGAGUCCUCGGCGGUGUGAGAAGUCUUUUCACUUAUGAGGGCCAGCAGGUGACUGAUGGCACUGAGCUGGAAAGCGGUCAGCUCUAUGUGGCCGUGGGCAGAGAGCGAUUUAAGAAGCUCUCUUACAGUGACCUCCUCUUCAACAAAACCCGAGGGACACGGAGGGUCAAUGGAAUGAAAAUGUGCACACUGCCGCCAAUAUACAGAUUCUCAAAGCAGAAUGGAAACAGUAAGUCCGUGGUCCGGUGCAGUGACAGUGGAGGUAGCGAAUGGAAGGCCUCGCCUCCAAACCACAACAAGGAGCACCUGUCCUCCAUUGUAAGAGAGAUCUCUCAGGCCAGACUCCUAUCCCUCAGGAAGAAGAGGAGCGGACAGAGCAUGACGCUGGGCCUCAGUGACAAUGAUGGCAGCGCCCUGCUCGGCUGUGGCUGCAGAGGCCCGUGGUAUUAA
Molecule: messenger RNA, 981 nt
Organism: Nerophis lumbriciformis (worm pipefish)
Lineage: Eukaryota; Metazoa; Chordata; Actinopteri; Syngnathiformes; Syngnathidae
Source: RefSeq, a predicted model, not a curated record